Messenger RNA from Malurus melanocephalus (red-backed fairy wren), 325 nucleotides. Its product is annotated as ADP-ribosylation factor-binding protein GGA3-like. The record is from RefSeq and is a predicted model, not a curated record. The transcript has 3 exons. The annotation marks the transcript as partial. Lineage: Eukaryota; Metazoa; Chordata; Aves; Passeriformes; Maluridae.
AAUGGCGAAAAAUUCCCAAAAUUUCGGGAUUUUGACCCAAAUUCAGGAUUUUUCACCCCAAAACCCGACCCCGCCGUGACCUCGGGGGGCUCCGCCCCCUCCACCCAAAGCUCCGCCCCUUCCGCCCAAAGCUCCGCCCCCUCCACCUCAGGGUGGCCACGCCCCCCUCGYGCUGACCCCGCCCCCCGAGCUUUGACCCCAGCGGCCAAGCCCCGCCCCCCCUCGGUCCGAGCUUUCCAUUCCUGCUCCGCGUCCGGCUCGGCCGAGCUCCUGUGCGUGGUCAGCGGCUUCGCUCCGGCCGCGCUGACCAUCGAUUGGCUGCUGG